GGCCCAAAACCCAUCACCGCUGCCUCCGCCUGGCGCGGUAAUGGCCGCGGCGAGUCCGCCUGGCGACGCAGAGAGAAGCGCAGGUGUUCGAUCAGGCACCGCAGCUUCUUUGCGGCCGAGCACACCCAGGCGCCCGACGAAGCCAUGGAGCAGCGAGGAUCGCCUCUCCUUCCGGAGCCUGCGUUUCGGGGCGGCCGCCGCCAGUUGUUUGGCGCUGCAACUGAAAGGGAGAAACGUCACGAGGAUUGAUCUUGGCAACAAUCAGCUGGGUGACAAUGCUGCAGCGGCCAUUGCCAGUCUCAUCCAUGCUUUGCCAAAGUUGAAGAGCCUGCUGUUGGCAGGAAACAUUCUUGGUCCUGCUGGCGUCAAAGAGAUUGCGACCAGCGAGCUGGAAAGCAACGAAACGUUGGAGCAUUUGGCCCUUGGGGAGCCCAAACGGCAGCGGCCCAACUACGUCACCACAGAAGGGCUCCAAGCCUUGCUGCUUUCUUUGGCGCGCAACGCUCGUCGCAAGAUAGCCUCGCUGGAGCUCUCCUGCACAGCCUUGCGAGCGGAUGCCGGGAAAGCCCUGGCCGACUUCUUAGAGACAGACUCGGUCCUGACAUCUUUGGACGUGUCCGGAAACUGCUUCACCUCGGAAGGGAUCUCCACAUUGCUCCCAGCCUGUGCCAAGUUGAAGCGCCUGGACAUAGCAGAGACCUCCUGCCGCGGAGAAUUGAUUCAUGCCAAGCUCUGCGAUCUGUUGCAGAAGACGGAGGCGCUGGCGGAGCUGUCCAUCGCCUUCAACCUGCUGGAGCCCCGGCCCCUGCGUCGCAUCGCACGGGCCCUGUCCUCCUGUGCUCCGCUUUUGACCCUCAACAUGGCCAGCACAGGGAUGGAGACUGAGGGAGUCAUUGCGCUGGCAGAUGGCUUGGUGAACUCGCAAGUGAGCAACCUGCGCGACCUGGACAUUUCCGAGAACAACAUCUCGGAGAUCGAGGCAGCGGUACACGUGGCCAAGAUCAUUGCACAGACCAAGCUGCAGAGCCUUCGCUUGAACCGAAAUCCUUUGGGCGAUGCAGGUGUUUGCGAAUUGGCGGAUGCUUUGGGAUCAGAGCCCUGUCCUCCAUUGCACAGCUUGGAGUUGGGCAGUUGCCGCGUGGCUCACCUGGGGGCAUCGAUGAUGUUCAUGGCUUUGAGGGAAAACCCAAUGCUCUUGACAUUGAGAUUGUCAGAUAAUUUGCUGGAUGAUAUGCUGGAUAUCACGCUGAUUGAGGCGUUGCACCAUAUCCAGCAGCUGCAUCUGGAUAGCAACAGGUUGUCGCAUCGGAAGCUGUCGAAGAUCGCUGAGCUAUGCGCCCGAAACCGGCACCGCGUGCGGACAAAGGAGCCGCGCGCGCUGGGCAAGCAGAUCAAGAGCCUCCUGCCACAGGAAGCCAUGCUGAAACAACACAAGCUGCAAGCGGCGAAGGAUUCAGCAGAGGUCUUCGUGCGGGUCAGCGCGCAAAGUAUCGCGGGGGAAGAGCUGCGACAGCUCCGCUUGGGGAUGAUGAAGUCAGCCAAGCAAACUGAGCAGAAGAUCGCCACUCUGGAGGCCACCCUCUUGCAACGGCGAGACUAUCUGGACAGCAUCAAGGACGCGCUGGCUGAAACCGCCCGUGCCUGUGAGAUCGAAAUUGCUGAGAAGACAGAGGUGCUGAUGCAGAAAGAGAACCAGCUUUCAGAUCUGCAGGCGCGUGUCACUGACCUGGAAGCCCAACUGGCGCGAAGACGCGCGCAACAUCCGAAGCUCUUGGCCGAAAUUCGGGAAGAGAUUAGCGCUGCGUUGCCAAAGACAGAGGAGUUGAAGGCCCAGGAAGAGGAGAUGAGACGGGAACUCAAAGCCCUCCAGGACAAAUCUCUGAUAGGCUUCAAACCUUGAGUCUGCAAGAUGGCCAAGUUUCACCGAUCUGUACAUAUCCCCUCGGGUCGCCUUCCAAGUUAGCAACUGGCUAGGGGCUAGGA
Molecule: messenger RNA, 1983 nt
Organism: Cladocopium goreaui
Lineage: Eukaryota; Dinophyceae; Suessiales; Symbiodiniaceae
Source: the annotation of a GenBank genome assembly